CAUACAUUUUGGCUCUUUCCAAUCAUUUUAGCCGCACUCUGUCUCGGCGGAGAGAGUUGUCCAAAUAUUAAGCUAGAUUUUCCGCACUAAUUUCUCCAUCUCUAGUCCAACUGCUGUAUAUUCACAAAAUGAAUUUAGCGAAAGCUUUAACCUCCUCUGUUGCAGUCCAAAAGCUAAAUGAAGAGCUAUUGGUGGUCGUAGGAGGUGGAGCAGCAGGUGUUUAUGGCGCCAUUAGGGCUAAAACCCUGGCCCCCAAUCUCAAUGUCAUGGUUAUAGAGAAAGGAAAACCUCUUUCCAAGGUCAAAAUUUCUGGAGGAGGUCGGUGCAAUGUGACGAAUGGACAUUCAACCGACUCAAAGAGUUUGGCAGAGCAUUACCCUAGAGGCCAUAAAGAAUUUAGGGGCUCCUUCUUCAAUGUUCACGGUCCAAUGGAUACAAUGUCCUGGUUUUCCAAUCACGGAGUUGAACUGAAGAUUGAGGAUGAUGGAAGGGUUUUUCCUGUCAGCAACUGUUCUGCUUCCAUAGUUGAUUGUUUGAUGUAUGAAGCAACACGUGUUGGAGUUUCCUUGCAGACUGGAAAAGUUGUUACAAGUGCAUCGACUAGUAGUGGUGGGAAGUUCGUCUUGAAGAUUCAAAAGAUCGUUGUUGAACAUGUUGAAGCAAACUAUUUAUUGAUUGCUAGUGGAAGUAGUCGGCAGGGCUUUAGUCUUGCUGCUCAGCUUGGACAUUCUCUUAUAGACCCAGUGCCUAGCCUAUUUACUUUCAAGAUUGAAGAUCCCCAGUUGGCAGAGUUGUCAGGGGUCUCGUUCCCUAAGGUCAGGGCAAAACUCGAGUUAGAAAACAUGCAGAGGCAUCUUCCACAGUAUACGCAGGUUGGGCCUAUGCUUGUCACACAUUGGGGACUGAGUGGACCGGUAAUUCUUCGGUUAUCUGCUUGGGGAGCCCGUGACCUAUUCGCUUCAAAUUAUAAAGGCCUGCUCAUUGUGGAUUUUACACCUGAUUUGCAUUUAGAAGAUGUCAAGUCAAUCCUUAGCCGGCACAAAUCUCAGUUUAUGAAGCAAAAAGUACACAGUUCAUGUCCUUCAGAUUUUGGCCUUGUGAAAAGAUUCUGGAAAUAUUUGUUGGAUCGAGAGGAAAUACAUGAUGAGAUCUUGUGGGCUUCAGUCUCAAACAAAUCAUUAGCUUCCGUUUCUUCUCUGUUGAAGAAGUGCAUAUUUAAAGUCUUGGGAAAGGGUCAAUUUAAAGAUGAAUUCGUCACUGCCGGAGGCGUUCCGCUGUCGGAGAUCUCACUGAAAACAAUGGAGAGCAAAAUUCAUUCUCGCCUAUUCUUCGCGGGAGAGGUGCUAAAUGUCGAUGGUGUAACUGGUGGUUUCAACUUUCAGAAUGCUUGGUCCGGUGGGUAUAUAGCUGGAACUAGCAUUGGCAAACUUGCAAAUGGUGGUCUUCUAGGGAGGGGUGAUGUAGGCAAUGUGGCAUAAGCAUUUUUUUUUCACCAGUUUUAAUGAAUUUUUUUUAAAAAUAUAUUAAUUUUGUCUUCAAUAUUAAAUUUAAUUGUUAAGCAUUAUGAGUUAGACAAACUCUACAAAAUUCAGAGAGAAUAGAAUUCAAACUAUGGUAUUGGUGGGUAGUUAUCUAAGAUUUAAUAUCCUAUGAAUUUUUUAGGCAACUAUUAAAUUA
Momordica charantia (bitter melon) is the source of this 1677-nucleotide messenger RNA. Its product is annotated as FAD/NAD(P)-binding oxidoreductase family protein. Lineage: Eukaryota; Viridiplantae; Streptophyta; Magnoliopsida; Cucurbitales; Cucurbitaceae. The record is from RefSeq and is a predicted model, not a curated record.